Messenger RNA from Scedosporium apiospermum, 891 nucleotides. RefSeq names its product Demethylmenaquinone methyltransferase. Lineage: Eukaryota; Fungi; Ascomycota; Sordariomycetes; Microascales; Microascaceae. The record is from RefSeq and is a predicted model, not a curated record. The transcript is spliced from 9 exons. Bases 1 to 891 code for a protein of 296 amino acids.
AUGAGUGAUUCAAAGUCUCCCAAAUCGGCCGGGACGGCCUCGCCCAAGUCGCCAGCCGCCGCUUCGUCCCCCGGCGCAGCAGAGCCCGGGAACAUCGCUGUCCCGAUUGAAGUGGACACCGCAGAUGCAGAGUCAACCUACGCCUCGUCGGCGCCAAACGACGAGAGACAGCAGGAGGCAGAGGAUCUAUCACACGAAAUGUACAAAAUCGUCCUCGACAACAAGCUGACCUUAGCGCCGGUGGCCGAUAAUGUCCAGCGUGUUCUCGAUCUUGGUUGCGGUACGGGAGCCUGGGCAAUAGAGUUCGCCGAUGAACACCCCUCCGCCGAGGUGAUUGGCGUGGACCUCUCUCCCAUCCAACCUCCCUUUGUCCCGCCAAAUUGUAAAUUCGAGGUUGACGACAUCACCAAGGAUUUUACACAUCUAAAACCCGGUGUCUGGGUCGAGCAUGGAGAGUACUCGAGCAUCGCACGCUCAGAGGACGGCACCAUCAAGCCAGACGCCGCCUUGGUCCAGUGGGUAGAGGUUUUCAAGCAAGUCGGCGCGCAGACGGGCAAGACGUUUGGCAUCUGCGAGACCAUGCCAGACGUGUUUAGAGAUGCAGGCUACGUCAACAUCCGGGAGCGUCGGAUCAAGGUCCCCAUCGGCACAUGGCCCAAGGACCCAACACUCAAGAGCUGGGGCGCCUGGAAUCGUCAGUUUCUGCUGCAGGGUCUCGAGGGCUUCUCUAUUCGUGGCUUGACCGAACUCUUGGGGUGGGGAUACGAGGAUGCUCAGCUGUACAUAAUGAAUGUCCGAAAGGAACUGACAGACCCGAAGAUCCACUCUUACGUCGAGCUGGCCUUUAUGGCGGCGCAGAAACCACUGGAGGACGCAGAGGCUGAGACUUAG